AUGAAGCCUCCUCCUCCGCCAUGUCCUAUCCCAUGGCCUCCUUCUAACCCUCCACCACGUCCUCCUCCACCUCCGGCACCUCCACCACCACCAACACCUCCCCCGCCUCCAACUCCUCCUCCGGCACCAAAUCCACUACCGUGUCCAGAUCCACCGCCCACACCACCUCCUCCACCACCACCAAAUCCACCGCCUCCGCCUACACCUCCUCCUGCUCCACCUCCUACUCCACCUCCAGCUCCAAAACCACCACCGUGUCCAGAUCCACCACCGCCUCCACCUCCACCUCCACCUCCGCCUCCACCUCCACCACCAAGUCCUCCACCUGCCCCACCACCAACUCCUCCCCCGGCUCCAAAACCUCCACCGUGUCCGGAUCCUCCACCAACACCACCCCCUCCACCGCCACCGGCUCCACCACCACCACCAAAACCACCACCAACACCUCCACCUCCACCGCCACCAGCUCCUCCUCCACCACCAAUUCCUCCACCAGCUCCGCCACCAACUCCUCCUCCAGCUCCAAACCCACCACCAUGGCCUGAACCACCGCCGACACCUCCGCCUCCACCACCACCAGCUCCACCUCCACCACCAAUUCCUCCACCAGCUCCACCAGCUCCGCCACCAACUCCUCCUCCAGCACCAAAUCCACCACCAUGACCGGAGCCACCACCUAUACCUCCUCCUCCACCUCCACCGGCUCCACCUCCACCACCAAUACCUCCUCCAGCUCCACCGCCAAUUCCUCCUCCAGCUCCAAAACCUCCACCGUGUCCUGCACCACCACCGAUACCACCACCACCCCCUCUACCUCCACCUCCUCCAAAACCUCCACCACCCCCGCGCCCAAACCGGCCACGUCCACCACACCUCCGGCCCCACCUACAAUCAUCGUCCCUAUACCUCGCAGGCCCUACCACAGAUGCAUCCCCAAGAACAGAUUCCACAGACAAAUGAAGCAAAAUCAAAGAAAGAAUCAAACAAGUAACGCUCUUAACUUCCAUCUCUAGAGAAAUAACUUGUAUCCUAAUUUCUCUUCUCUUGUUUUUUGUGUGGUACUGUCUCAGUAACUGGAACUAAACAUUGCCUUAUAUAAUAGCCAGAUGAAUCUUUAGAGUUGUGAAAAUUAAUAAGCAAGUGGGAUGAAGAAGCCAUUAAUAUGGAUCGCCAUGCAUGUUACGUUCUACGCGUUUGGGGCCGUUGGGCCAUUCGCGGGAAACAUUUAAUGAAACAUUUCUUCUUUAAAGUCAAAAUAGAUCUACACUUCACUUGUUCAAUCUUUCAAAAGCUUUCG
This is a messenger RNA of Thlaspi arvense, 1297 nucleotides long. The record is from the annotation of a GenBank genome assembly. NCBI's taxonomy places the organism in Eukaryota, Viridiplantae, Streptophyta, Magnoliopsida, Brassicales, Brassicaceae.